CCUGCGUUCAGCGGCGAGCGAACAAGGCGCAGCGGUGAGCACGGCAGAGCGGACAGCACCAUGACUGCAACCGACAACACCUACGAUGUGAUAGUGGUCGGCGGAGGAAUAUCAGGAUUAAGUGCAGCGAAGCUGCUGAAAGCCAAUGGACUGAGCCCUGUGGUUUUAGAGGCCAGGGAUCGGGUUGGUGGUCGCACCUUCACUGUGCGGAAUAAGGAGACAAAGUGGGUUGAUCUGGGCGGGGCUUACAUCGGACCCACUCAGAACCGCAUCCUCCGCUUAGCGCAUGAGUACGGCAUAAAGACCUACAAAGUCAAUGAGCAGGAAAACUUGGUGCAUUAUGUCAAUGGGAAGUCUUACCCAUUCAAAGGCUCCUUCCCUCCCAUGUGGAACCCCUUUGUCCUGUUGGACUUCAAUAACCUGUGGAGGACAAUGGAUGACAUGGGCAAGGAGAUUCCCAGAGAGGCUCCAUGGAAUGCUCCUCAUGCUGAGGAGUGGGACAAGAUGACCAUGCUGGAGCUCUUUGAAAGUAUCUGCUGGACCAGUACUGUUCGUCAGUUCGCCAAACUGUUUGUCAACGUGAAUGUUACGUCUGAGCCCCAUGAAGUUUCCGCCCUGUGGUUCCUCUGGUAUGUGAAACAGUGUGGAGGAACCAUGAGGAUCUUCUCCACCACUAAUGGUGGACAGGAGAGGAAGUUCUUAGGCGGCUCCAGUCAGAUCAGUGAGUGCAUGGCCAAGGAGCUGGGAGACCUCGUGAAGCUGCAGUCUCCAGUCUACAGGAUUGACCAGAGUGGAGACAUGGUGGUGGUUGAGACGGUGGACAAACAGACCUACAAAGCCAAGUAUGUGAUUGUGGCCACCCCACCCGGUCUGAAUCUGAAGAUGCACUUUAACCCCGAGCUUCCACCGCUGAGGAACCAGCUGAUCCACCGCGUCCCCAUGGGCUCUGUCAUCAAGUGCAUGGUCUACUACAAAGAGAACUUUUGGAGGAAAAAGGGUUACUGCGGCAGUAUGGUGAUUGAGGAGGAAGGCGCUCCCAUUGGCCUGACGCUGGAUGACACAAAGCCUGAUGGGACUGUACCGGCCAUUAUGGGAUUCAUCCUUGCCCGCAAGUGCAGAAAGCUAUCAGGGCUGACCAAAGAGGAGAGAUUGAGGAAGAUCUGUGAGAUCUACUCCAGAGUGCUUGGCACAGAAGAGGCCCUGCAUCCGGUGCACUAUGAGGAGAAGAACUGGUGUGAAGAGGAGUACUCUGGGGGCUGCUACACAGCCUAUUUCCCCCCAGGAAUCUUUACCCAAUAUGGCAAGGUGCUGAGAGAGCCGGUUGGCAGAUUGUACUUUGCAGGCACAGAGACGGCCACAGAAUGGAGCGGCUACAUGGAGGGGGCAGUACAAGCUGGAGAGAGAGCAGCCAGAGAGGUCAUGUGUGCACUGGGUAAAAUUCACCAGAGUCAAAUCUGGCAAACGGAGCCCGAGUGUCCAGAGGUCCCUGCACUUCCCUUUGUCACCACCUUCUGGGAGAGGAAUUUGCCUUCAGUUGGUGGUCUUCUCAAGUUCAUAGGAGCAUCCACCUUCUUGUCUGUUGCCACUGCAGCUGGCCUGGUGGCCUACAGGAAGGGCCUCCUUCCUCGUAGUUAAACUGCCUACACCCGUCACCUCACUCCUCUGCAUCUCAUGGAGGCACAUUUCAGUAGACACUGUACUGUUAUUUCUACUUCACUACUUUAUGGCCAAACCACAAAGUAGUGAACUAUAUAGGCUAUAGGUUGUUUUUGAGAAACACCGUGCUGUAAGACAGAUCAUGCAAAACGCUAACUGACUUGAGAGAUGCUAGCUUUAGAGGAGUGAAAUUUAAUUCUACAAUCAACCUCAGAUUGUGAAACCAAUGAGGGAAAAAGAACAGAAUCAAUUCUUAAAGGUUAUAUAUAUGAAAUUGACUGAUACUGGAUGUCACAUAGAACACAGUAUCUCAGACCAAACCUGGACGGACCCGGUCUUUUCAACAGUCACUGACUCAGUCACACUGAUUUGGUCUAAACAAAACCUUUAUUGCCACUGACCGCUGGCUCAGAUUGAAAAGCAUUUCUACAGACAAACUCCAAAAAAACAAUAACUUUACCUUACAGACCAUCAACAUCCAGCUUCAUUCAAACUGGACAGAAACCAAACUCAACAAAACCAUCUUUGUUAGUCUGUUCUAACAGUCACCAGCUCUGAUUUGGUUGUAAGAAAUCUUCAAUUCACCACCAUAGCAUAGAAAAACAGUUUCAUUCACUCUCCUCAGUUGCACACUGAGAGACCCCCAUUCUCUAACAUGCAUUUGCAGCCUGCCCAAAAACAAAGCACAGUAAGGCUGGGAAACACCACAGCAGUGUGACAUAAUUCUCUGCUCAGGACACUCUGACUCUGAUGUUUGAAAUGUCAUAUAUAUAUCCUUUAAAAGGAAAAACUCAAAAUCUGUCACUAUAAUAUUCUUACUUAUACUCCAUACAUUGACAAUGACAUUCACAUUCUUGAUUACAUAUGAGCUUAUAAACUAAUCAUGCUUUCUCUGUGUGUAUGAGCUUGUUUGUGUUUGUUUGGUUGUUUGUGUGAGUUUGUCAGUUGUGUACAAAGUGUGUGUGUGUGUGUGUGUGUGUGUGUGUGUUCAGUAUCUAAUUACCUCUGCUGAUUUUAGGUGCUGAUUUAUUCUGGCCAAGCAGCUGUAGCUGUUUGAUGACAUCCAGUAACUUCAUGAUAGAAUAGAGUUGCGCCGUUGCCCAUGACAAAAUCACAGAGGAGGUUAAAGAACAAGGCUUGUGAUAUUUUAUGUUUUUUCUUAUUGUCAAUAAAUUCAAUGAAAAGACCAAAACUCACAAUGAACUCAUCAAGUAAUGUCUGUGUAGUUUAAGGCUGAUUCAGUUGAUUCCUCUGUAUAAAGACUCCAGACUAUUAAAAACCCAUCAGCAAGGCACACUGUGUCACUGGCUGACAUCUUCUUUCAUUAUGAACAUUAUUUUGAGACAAACCCGCAUGCACCAUCCUGGUUCUCAAAAUUUGCACAAAUCUGUGCUUUUGCAGCUUUUUUAUGCAUUUAUUUGUACUUAUGAGCUAAAUGUGCCUGAUCUCAAAACUCACUAGGAACACUUACUCUCCUUUUCCCUCUUUCCUCAAGUACAAUUAAGAACUGGAGCAGUAGAUUUGCUAUAAUAAGUUCAAACUUUUGCUGAAGUUGAAACAUUUUCAGUGUCAAGUCAAGUGAAUUUUAUUUAUAUAUCCAAGAAUCAUAAUUUGCCUGUCCAACACACGGUACCUUCAGUUAAUCCCUCAACUCAGUGCUUAUGUCAGAUAUUACUCAACAGUGCACUAAAUCCUUGACUGAAAAUAGUCCCCAACACAUAAACUACAAGAGGAGUAAGGUCAAAGUGGGGAAUUAUUGAGAUUUCAUGGGAUUUGUUGACAGUGACAAAUAGAACAAGAAAAAUGCAGAAGCCUUAUCCUUUAAUUCAACCUUGUAUUUGCGGGCAAUGUAUUGCUACUAAGCUGCUCUGGAUGUUGGGAUAAAUGUAAUGGAAGCAUUCGAAUGUAUUUUCUUCAGACUCCACACAAACUAUUUGUUGCUAUAAUAUGAUCAGAUUUCUGACAUAUAUUUUUACUUUUUAUCAUUCUUAAUUUAGAUAAACACAGUAUAGUGCUGUAGCUAACCAAAAACACUAAGAAAAAGUUGUUGUUGUUUUGUUUUUUUAAAGACACAGAAAACUGAUAUGUGCAUUAUUAUUUGAAGCCAUUUUAGAAUCACGUAAGGAUGUGGCCAGCCUGCAACGCCUCUGUGAAGGCCUCCAACAGUAGAGUGAUAGAUUUCAUUGACUUACUUCAUUGUACUUGAGAUGCUUCAUUGUGUUAUUGACUUCUAUGGCAUUAUUUAUUAAUCUAUAGAGUUGAAAUCACGCAAGAUGUAGCUCAUAGUUUACGUUUUGUAAGAAAGGUUUUGAGUUGUUAAAGAGUAAAGAAAAUGCCUCUUCUUAAAACAGAUUCAAGGCAACAGAUGACAAAGUGAGGACAGACAGAUUAUAGAUUAUAGCUUUUAGAUGACCAUUUAGGGAACAUCAUCAGAUGUUUCAACUGAAAAACAUCCUGCAGUAAAAAAUAACUGUUAUUUACUAUUUGCAAGAAGUUGAACAAAAAUAUGUGAUGAAUUGCACUUGAUGUUCAGUCAUUUGUCAGAGUAGGAGUCAUGUUUUAUUUUUAACAUUUAGAAAUCUUGGAGGUAGACAUGAAGAAAACUAAUCAACACAUGACUGAAUCUGAAAGAGUUCCUCUGCUGUGCGUCUGUUUGGAAAAGCAUUGAACUGUGUGUGUGUGUGUGUGUGUGUGUGUGUGUGUGUGUGUGUAGCCCUGUAUGCCCACUAAUAGAAUCAUGCUGUUUUUGUCCCAAAAACUGGUGUGUGUGUGUGUGUGUGUGUGUGUGGUGUGUAAGUGUAGUUAUAUGUUGUGCCUUAAUGGAAGUCAUAGUGUUUUUGUUAUUUCUCUUAAGUGCCUGUGUGACUCUGACACUCUGUCCUUACUCCGCUCCCCUCCUGCCUGCACUGGAGGUGAGAUGUCAGAUGGACUAAGUCGUUGGUUUAAUGGGUCAUCAGUAACCAUCCGUAAACAGGGACAAGAACACACCUCCACGGCCCUGCUGCCUAACAGCAUAUCCAAACCUUUUCUUUUCCAACAUUCCCUGUAUUACCUGAGUUAUAAGCUCAGUACAAAUCCGACUCAGGUAAAGCUUGGUGCAUUGAAUAACAGAGCUCAGACUGUUGGGUUGAUCAAACUGCUUAUCUCCAGUGAAGCCAAGUCUGUGUGUGUUUUGUAUUGUGCUUGCAGUGCUUCUCUAUCUGUCUCCCCUUGUUGUGGUGCCCUCAUGUUUCUCUAGCUGCUUACUUUCUCCCUGUGUGUCAGCACAUGCUUUGGUUUUGUGCUUACCCAGGUCAACUUUAGAAAUAAUGAUUGGACAAUGAUAACAAUGACAUUUGAACCCAUCUUGAAAAAUGUUUCUGACUUCAGUGAUCAAACACAGCCAGCACACUCCAAACUACAAUACUAGCACCAUCAGCAUCACGUCCGGUUAUUCAUGAUCCGAUUCUUCUUUAUUGUUUUCUGGAGACUUCUGACUGUUCCUCCAUCCCUUUCUCCUUCUGUGCAAUUAUCUGAUGUCUUUGAUUCCUCAAACAAAAGUGGUGAUAUAAAAAAGAAAAAAUGUGAAAUAAAUCUUUUACUCGUCUUAAAACAUCCCUGUGUACCAAUUUGUAUGUUGAUGAGGAUGCACCUUAAUAUAUUAUGUGUGGUUUCCAUUCAGGGGUACGUGUACGUAGCCAGUUCUUCUGAAGUUGCAGUUACUAAACUUAUUACAAA
Larimichthys crocea (large yellow croaker) is the source of this 5373-nucleotide messenger RNA. It is a transcript of the gene maoa, whose product is annotated as monoamine oxidase. The record is from RefSeq and is a predicted model, not a curated record. Lineage: Eukaryota; Metazoa; Chordata; Actinopteri; Sciaenidae. Gene Ontology annotation, molecular function: primary methylamine oxidase activity; flavin adenine dinucleotide binding. The transcript has 15 exons. The coding region runs from base 61 to 1635 and encodes 524 amino acids. Gene Ontology annotation, cellular component: mitochondrion.